Symbiodinium natans is the source of this 1719-nucleotide messenger RNA. The record is from the annotation of a GenBank genome assembly. NCBI's taxonomy places the organism in Eukaryota, Dinophyceae, Suessiales, Symbiodiniaceae.
AUGGGCCCGGCAGGUCGUGGGGAGACGCAGCUCAUGGUCCCCGACCGGUUCUUGAAGUUCACCUCCAUCCAGGCCAUCGCCUUCGACGGGUCCGGGAAAGAGAUGGCGACAGUGGCCCCGCACUCAGGUACUUCUGAGCCUGACCAGAACGGCAACUUCCAACACUGCCUGCAGGAUACGCCAUGCACGCCCAACGACCGAUUGCUGUGCACACCGAAAGAGGACUUCCUGUUCUUCCGCAGCCGGCUUUCGAGGAUUCUCUUCGAGCGCGACUUGCCGUGGCUGGCGCCCUUGUUUCAGGACAACGUCACGGAGCAGCUGGCCGACGUCCAGACGCGGGGCUGUGAUGGUUCUACAGUUUCGCCUUUGGCUGUCAGCUCACUGGGAGACAAUGUGGCCUGGGAGAUCUUGUACACAGGCCUUCAGGUGCGGACAGCAUACAAGAUCUACCUGCCCUUCUCCUGGCUUUACCACGUGCACUACGAGCACCACAUGUUUUGGACGCGUGUUUUCCAUCGACGGUGGUUACAAGAGCCUACAAUGGUGUUUUUUCAGAGUCGCCACAGUUGGAUGGGUCUACACCAACGUGCCUACAUCACGCAGUUUCUGCUACCGCCCAUUUUGGCUCCGACGUUGGACGUGCAACUGGACUGGAGCGAGCAAACGCGAAAACCGGACUGGGGCGAGCGAACGAUGCCUCCAGUGUGGGACCCCAGCAACCAGGCCCAGUACCCCUUCAGGAGGUGGUCGCAUGAUGUGCUGGUUUGGUCCGUGGCCACAGAGGGGGAUCCCGCACGCAAGGCAGCGCUUUUGUGCAUGAGUCUCCGAGGCUCAGCCCAGGAGCUGGUUCGGACGCUGCCGCCAGCUGUGUUAGUGCAGGGAGGACGAGUGAACGGGGCAGCAGUGUUAGCUGAAAGGUUCUCUGCCUUGGGAGAGGAAGUUCGACUGUCAGCAGUGACUGAGCUGCUCACCUUUGACAGGCAAGGCGCGGAAUCAGUGGACAACAUCAUUAACCGAUUUGAUGUUGUCAGGCAGCGGGCUCAUGAUCAGGGACAACUUGUGAUGAGCAUUACGGGUUUAACCUGGUUAUUGCUUAGAGCCAUAGGGGUUAGUGACCACCAGCUGCUUACACUCCUGGCCCCUUUCAAUGGUGUUUUCCCGCAGACCGAUGCAGAACUGGCCCAGCUCAAGACUCAGCUUCGCCGGAUGGGACACAUUCUGGAACAUGCCCCAGGAAACAUAGCAGCAUCCUUGAGGCCUCAGCGCAACGCAACCUGCCAGAACUUUUGGGCGCAGGCUGAGGUGGAGGCCACAUCCUCUGUGUGGCAUGCAGCUGAGGGCGAGGCUUCAAAUGUGUGGGAUGCCCACCCCGACGCCAGCAUGGCCCCGGGCAGCGGCUGGGGCACCGAGCAACCAAGCGCCACAGCUUGGAUGGCGCAGGAGUUCGAAGUGAGUGACGGUGGCACUGACACCGAUACUGCUAGCUCUGAUGGUGGCACCGAGCUGCCUCCUUGCACUCCUGAAGGAAGCUAUGACGACCCUGCCAUUGGAGAGCAUCUCUUUUGGGCCUACCAAAAGGCCAAAAGCCAGUGGCGACGUUGGUCCCAGAAGCCUACGCGCACCGUGAGGUUGCAGGCAAAGGUAAGGGCAAAGGCGGCAAAAGGUCCACAGGCAAAGGCAAAGGCCGCCGCACAAACCCCAAAGGCAAAGAUGGUAUGA